UGUCUAAAACCCCCUAAGCGGGUGGGGCUCACUUCUCCUGCUGCCACCGCCGAGCAGCAGAUCUGAGGCGGCCGCGGCUUGAGGCUUGAGGACACGCCGCCGGGACGGCCGAUGUCCUUGGGGAGAGCUGUGCAGUCGCGUGCACACGGUGUCGCAGGUGCCGGGCGCUGUGAUAGCAGCGGGUGCGGAGCUGGCUGGCAGCUCCUUCCUGAGAUGGGCCUCUCCAAGGUAGUCAAGCCACAUACUCCAUUAAUAAAGUUCCCAGACAGAAAAAGUGGUCCCAGACCUAAAAUACAGGAAUCUCUACAAGCAAGUAUGCCAUCUCUCCUUGCUUCAAAAGCACAGGAAUCUGUAGGAGGCAUAUCACCGGCAUUUCAAAGUAUUUCACCUGUUAGUAGAGUACAAGGCACACCAGACACUUCUGAAUUAACAAGAACUUUACCUCAGAAAUACAGAAGGAGACAAAUGUCAGAUGAAGAGAUUGAAUAUAUUCAACGUGGAGGUCCAGAAUAAAUGUAGAAGAUAGUUUCUUGGCCACUGUUGAAGAAUGAGGUAUUAUAUUCACAAUAAAGGCAUUUCCUUAAUAUUAAAAAUUAUUGUAUACUAAUAGCUUUAAUAAAAUCCCAUACGAUGGGUGAGAAGAUUGACACAACACACAAGAUACUGAUCUGUUUGUGACCGAGAAGGAUUCUCUGUUAAUGGCUAAUAGCAAUUGAAUAUAUAUGAUGUCUGCACCAUUAAAAUAUUUUUCUAAUUAGCCAUUUGAAAAGUCAA
Messenger RNA from Vidua macroura (Pin-tailed whydah), 774 nucleotides. It is a transcript of the gene KGD4, whose product is annotated as mitochondrial ribosomal protein S36. NCBI's taxonomy places the organism in Eukaryota, Metazoa, Chordata, Aves, Passeriformes, Viduidae. The transcript is spliced from 4 exons. The coding region runs from base 112 to 513 and encodes 133 amino acids. The record is from RefSeq and is a predicted model, not a curated record. Gene Ontology annotation, biological process: 2-oxoglutarate metabolic process.